This is a messenger RNA of Saprolegnia diclina VS20, 585 nucleotides long. RefSeq lists its product as hypothetical. NCBI's taxonomy places the organism in Eukaryota, Oomycota, Saprolegniomycetes, Saprolegniales, Saprolegniaceae. The transcript has a single exon. The coding region runs from base 79 to 423 and encodes 114 amino acids. The record is from RefSeq and is a predicted model, not a curated record.
CGUGAAUAGUAUGAGAGACCUUCAUUCAGACGAUGCAAAAAUAGUGUCAAGAUUGUGCCACAGUGCCCAGAACCCCCGAUGCCACGGAAGGGACCGCCCAAGACGACGCGCCGCGAGGAGCGAGCAAAGGAGAAGGAGGAGGCGGCCAAGCAGCGCCUGCACGAAGAGGCCAAGGCCGCGCGCGCUGCCCAAGCGGUCCGACAAUUUCGUCACAACCCCGAGAUGCCCGACACCCAAGGGGACCGACGCGAUCUCCGGCGAGGCUUGGCCUCCGAGGGCAUGCCUCUAGAGCGGUAUGGCGAGUCGCCCAUGCAACUCGGUAAGCGUGGUGAAGUGCUUCCGGCGUCAUCGGGCGGUCGCGCCGCGCCUCGAGGCUUCGAAUACGACGCUGCCGACGAAUGGUACGGCGACGACGACGACUAGAGCUCUCGUAUCGCUGUAGCACCACGACCUGAAGUAUAAUAUCUCUCUCAUGUACUGUCUUGCCACAGGCCUUGAAGUCUCUGCUACUAGCAGCCAUCACUACGACAGCGAGUGCUCUGGGGGUAGUCUUCAUCAUCACACAAGCAUCAUUUCCUGUGGUGC